AUGCCCAUAUUUCAAGCGAAAGUAGACUGUAAAAGUCUACCUGAAAAUCUGUCGACAUCUAAGGCGUCUGCUGAACAGCUGAACGAUUUUACUGAGUGGCGAGUGACAUCUUACAUUGUAAGCAGUUAUGAAGCUGUAAUCAAACGCGUUCAAGUUCAUAACUGCCGUGAUCAUCGCCAGACCAGCGGCGAAUGUGCCGUUGAUAAUGCGCUCAGGCGUAAUGCGUCGUUGCAGAUGUCCACAAGCGGGUCCGUGCUGGGUGCAACAUGGAUGGAACCUGAUAGACUCAAUCGCAAACGAAACCAGUUGAGCUGA
Mesocestoides corti is the source of this 315-nucleotide messenger RNA. Lineage: Eukaryota; Metazoa; Platyhelminthes; Cestoda; Cyclophyllidea; Mesocestoididae. The record is from the annotation of a GenBank genome assembly.